CGUUCUCUUGUCACUAGCCAAACCUGAGGGAUGGAGUUUGGGGUGUGUUAUCCCCUGGCUAACGGCCACUGUGAGUUUGUCAUGUCUGCUUUGGAGAAACAACGUCAAGAUGGUUCGUUGUGUGACAUCGCACUGCAGGUGGGAAACCAGAAAAUUAACGCGCAUCGGUGCGUUUUGGCAGUGUGCUCGGAUUACUUUUCUGCCCUCUUUGGUGGUUCAUAUUUCGAAAGAGACUCGAAACUCAUCGAUUUGUCAGAGACUUUCAGGAGCGCAGAGGCACUAGAGAGAAUAAUUGUAUCAAUGUAUAGAGGAACUUUGGAGAUCAAAAAGAGCGAUGACGUCUGCGAUUUGUUGGAAACCUGCUCUAUUCUUUUGUUUGAUGACGCUAAAAAACAGUGUGUGGAUUGCUUGAAAAGCACACUGUGUUUGAGAAACGGACUCAAAUUCUGGUUUGCUGCAAACAAUUAUUUAGAUGACAAGCACAAAAAGCGUUUCAAGAGCAUCGUGGAUAACCAUUUCCAUGACUACUACAUCAACCAGCCAGAAAUGAUUAAUCUGUCAGCCCAAGAUCUGUGUGUGCUUUUCCAGCAAAUGUUUCACAAGUUCUGUACACCUCUACAGCUGUUGGACUUUUUACUACGCUGGUAUGCUGCUGGUGAGACUGAAGAGGACUUGGGCAGACUAAUACAGCAAGCCUUGCCAGAGAACUUAGCGGCUGAAAAUGAAGACGCUAAGAUAUUUCUGUCAAGCCCUGAACUGUUGUCCAAAGAGCUUGGCUUGAGUUUGGAAAAAUGCCAAAAAUUCUGUUCAUUGGUGGGAACAGUGUUGGGUGGUGAGAAAAUUGCUUCUGCGCCUUUGGCUGGGUCACAGUGCUUCGCAAACGGUGCCGAAAGGGUUGUUAACAGCCAGGAAUGUGGGGAUACAAAGCGUCAGGCAUUUGGGCUUAGAACGAUGCACUCUGACAUAUUGUUGAAGGACAUGAAGGAAGACAGUGACAUAAUGGCUGUGUUGGUUUUAGCGCCAACACCUCACAUUCUAGAACAACGUUUCCAUCUGUAUGUCUGCUUCAAUCACACCAUGACUCAGCAGUUCCAUCCAGGCGACACACUGCCGUUGUUUCAUGUGUCAGCAUACAUUCCUCAGAAACGCACUUGGUUCCAGUUGGGACAGAUUUUGAGCCCAGCGGGACUCACUGGCGAUAAACUGACGCGGUUCUUUGAUGGUAGUCUCAUGGAACUGUGCAAUGGACAUAUUUACGUCAUUGGAGACUCAGGUGAAAACAACAUGAGAUGCAACUUGACGACAUUCCAGUGGAGUUCUUUGCCCCCUUUGAAACCUUUUAAUACCAGUUUACGACUUCCUCGCAAAGCCCCAGUAAAUAUACGUCCUGGACGACGCGAUCGUGUUCAAAUCGUUCAGCCAAUUGCAACCAGCACAACUUUCUUUGCCGCAGUGGCCAGUCAGCAAGAUGAAGUAGUGCGGCUAGGGUUGAUGCAGCUGGUAGAUGCCGGGCCAGAUGCUCUCAGUCAAACACACUGGACGGAGAGAGUGCCCUGUGACAUUCCGCCGGCACCUUGGGGUUUCACUUUGCUCACAGCUUAUCACUGCGUCAGGGAAGAUCGCUAUAUCUAUGUUGUGGUCAUUGGACGUAUGCAUUCCGUACACUGCAGAGCAACCUGCUUAGCAAAGUUUGACCUUCACCUUGAUACGGUAGAGUUCCUUAAUGUUCCGGAGGAGUACCUAAUGGAGCCAUACCACUGGACGCUUUUUGAACAAAAGGGCAGCCUGUACAUGGCUCACAAGACGACCUUUCUCUACAAGCUUGACCUUCGGGUGGAGGAAGCAACAUGGACGAACUGCUCAGAGCUUAUCACAAUCAAAGGGGACUUCAAACUGCCGUCUCUGUAUGCGAAAUCCUGGGGGAAGUUCAGACGCCUCAAUGGCGUUUCUGCAUCGGAGGAUUCAAUGUGGGUGAUGGUGGAGAAACGCCUGGUGGAUCGGUGGCAUUCGAUCAUGUUAUGGGAGGUACAGGUCGACAUGGAGUCUCAAGACGAGCAGCAGAAGGUCAAGAGGCAUGUCCCCUCACCCUACUCCUGCUUCUCACUAGUGGCUCAUGUUAAAUUGCCAUUAGAACGUCUCAAGGGGACAGAACUCUGCCAGUGUGUUCAUGCGGAGUAGCUCAGAGCUUAUAACUUGCAAGAGCUGAACAUUUUACCACAGAGUUAUUCUCACAUUAGAAACAGAUGUGUUCGCAUACUCCAGUGGCAAAGAGCUGCUUCAAUCAAAUUCAGGUUUCCACGGCAACCAGGUGAAAAAAAUCUUGAUGAUGUGACUGCAAGGAAAGUCAAAGAUUUCAAUAAACAAAGUUAAGAAAUCUUUGGAAAUACGAACAGUUUGGAAAAACUAUACAUUUUUCUUUCAGAUAUGUCCAUAACUGAGCUAAACUUUUAAUUAAAAACUAGUAUAAAGUGCUGUAUUUCUUGUUUGGAAAAAAAUACAGUAUGCGGUAUAGUCAUUUCAAAGAGAGGAAUCUUACAGAACCAGGAUAAAGGGGAGCCAUUUUGCCAGUAUCUGAGCCUUCUAACAUUUGCAUAUUUCAGUUUUCAAAUUUUUUUUUUUUUUUCAAAAGGGCUUUUGUGUGAAACU
This is a messenger RNA of Liolophura sinensis, 2646 nucleotides long. RefSeq lists its product as uncharacterized. The coding region runs from base 31 to 2178 and encodes 715 amino acids. The transcript is spliced from 2 exons. Gene Ontology annotation, molecular function: protein binding. The record is from RefSeq and is a predicted model, not a curated record. NCBI's taxonomy places the organism in Eukaryota, Metazoa, Mollusca, Polyplacophora, Chitonida, Chitonidae.